UUUCAACUUAGUAGAUAUUGAUAACUGUUAUCUUACAAAGUGAUAUUCCUUUUUACUGAUCGAGCAUUGUCCUUUUACCUACCACUUACUACUUUUUAAUUCAGACCGCUGAAAGAAAUCAAUUAAACAUACAUUACGAAACCAAGUCAUAUUUGAAAGCUUUAGCUAUAGAUUCAGAUUAAUUCAACAACAUCGCCGUUAUUGAACAAGACAAGAGAAGUUAGCGAUAUUAUAACAAUACUUUCUUUUUUUUAUACCUUCGAAAACCUUUUUUAUGGAGACUAAAGGAAUUCCUCUUGCAACAUUCUCGACUACGUUCGGGGGUUCGAAGGACGACCUAAAUCCGUUGACUACUUACCAAUCUUUAAACAGAAAGUUGGAUGAUGGGCGAUUAAGUAUAGAGGACGUGCGUAUCCAGGAUAAUAACACGAAUGUGGAUACCUCCUUAGGCAGAAUUGAUCCAGUGGAUGAAGUUGCUCCUGAAGGAUUCCAUGAAGAAAAGAUUAGCAGUUGGAUUUGGAUACUUUCAACAGUUGCUGGUAUUUCUGGCUUAUUAUUUGGAUAUGACACUGGUGUAAUUUCAGGUGCUUUAGCAGUUAUCGGUUCGGAUUUGGGAAAGGAAUUAAGCUCCAAACAGCGAGAACUUAUUACGUCUGCAACUCCAUUUGCAGCUUUAUUAUCUGGUAUUACUUCUGGUUGGCUUGCAGAUUUACUGGGUAGAAAGCGCUUACUCAUAUAUGCCGAUGGUAUAUUCGUAUUGGGAUCUAUCAUUAUGGCAGUAUCAAGAAACAUUGCAACUUUAGUCGCUGGUCGUUUUGUUGUUGGAUGGGGCAUUGGAUUAGCGUCCUUAAUUGUUCCUAUGUAUAUCACAGAAUUGGCACCAGCUCAUAUGCGUGGUCGACUUGUAAUUAUCUACGUUGUUUUUAUUACUGGAGGUCAAUUGCUAGCUUAUGCAUUAAAUGCGGCAUUUGAAAACGUAAAUCAAGGUUGGCGCAUCAUGAUGGGAUUAGGUGCUUUACCAGCGCUAUGCCAACUCAUUCCACUCUUCUGGACACCAGAGUCUCCCCGGUACCUAUUAAAGCAAAAUCAUGUUGAAAAAGUGUAUACGAUUAUGUCGAGAAUCCAUCCAAAUGCUAAACCGGGUGAGAUUGCCUACAAGGUCACUUUAAUUCAAGAAGGCAUGAAUUUUGGCACUUUGGAAGGAAACCAAUUUCAGAGAUUGAAGUACUCUUUUAAACGUCUUUUUUCAGUCCCUUCUAAUCGACGCUCGUUGUUUAUUGCAUGUUUCCUUCAAGCCUUUCAACAGUUCUCUGGUACAAAUGCCAUUCAAUAUUUUUCGGCAAUUCUUUUCCAAAGCGUUGGCUUUCACAAUUCCAUACAAAUUAGUAUAGUCGUUGGUGCGACUAACUUUUUAUUUACGAUACUUGCAUUUAUGUUCAUCGAUCGAAUUGGUAGAAGACGGAUUUUACUGUGCAGUGCUACUACUAUGAUAAUCUCCCUUGCAGUCUGUGCAAUUUCAUAUCAUUUUCUGGAACUCAAAAAGACUGCAUUUAAAUACAUAAUUUUAGUUUCCAUCAUUGUCUUCUUGGCUAGUUAUGCGUUCGGUAUUGGUAACAUACCUUGGCAGCAAGCCGAAUUAUUUCCGAUGGAAGUGCGUGCUUUGGGAACAGGAUUUUCUACGGCUGUAAACUGGUCCGGAAACUUAAUUGUCAGUGCCACUUUUUUGACAAUGAUGGAGUCUAUUACUUCAGUUGGCACUUUUGGAUUAUAUGCUGGAUUUUGCUUAGUCGGUUUAAUUACUUGUUUCUUUACGUAUCCAGAGUUAGCAGGUAUGUCUAUUGAGCAUAUUUCCAUAUUAUUGGAGAAAGGAUUCUGGAACGCUGUCAAAGAGCAAAAUAACAGAAGGAAGAGCAAUGUUAAAGAUACUUACUAAUUUCAUCAUGCAUUUAUAUGUUGUUACGUAUCUUUUAAAUGUUUAAAUGGAUGCAGAUUUUAUUAAUUAAAGCGUUAUUAAUAUACAUUAUUGUUAUAGCAUAGAAUCUCUUUUAUAGAAAAAUAAAGCAAAGAACUAUGGGAACGCAUGUGAAACCCUGUGGAAUUUACUAUGUCA
Messenger RNA from Schizosaccharomyces octosporus yFS286, 2110 nucleotides. Its product is annotated as MFS myo-inositol transporter. The coding region runs from base 275 to 1933 and encodes 552 amino acids. Gene Ontology annotation, biological process: transmembrane transport. The transcript has a single exon. The record is from RefSeq and is a predicted model, not a curated record. Gene Ontology annotation, cellular component: membrane. Gene Ontology annotation, molecular function: myo-inositol:proton symporter activity. NCBI's taxonomy places the organism in Eukaryota, Fungi, Ascomycota, Schizosaccharomycetes, Schizosaccharomycetales, Schizosaccharomycetaceae.